This is a messenger RNA of Adineta steineri, 2520 nucleotides long. The record is from the annotation of a GenBank genome assembly. NCBI's taxonomy places the organism in Eukaryota, Metazoa, Rotifera, Eurotatoria, Adinetida, Adinetidae.
AUCAUUUAUUAAAUAUAUCAUCUUGUUUUUCAUAGAAAUAAUUAUAUAUAGAUGUAUAAAAAAUAAAAUACUUUUGUUUCUCUUUAAGGUAUACUUGAAAAAGAACAGGAACAAAGUGUCGUCUAUGGAUCAACUGAUUUUGGAAAAACUUGUACAACCAAUGAUAAAUAUAAAGAAUUAUUGGAUAAAGUUUCUACUAUGCUUAAAAUUAAACCACAUUCAAUUAAAACUGAAAAAGGUGAUACUGUAGAAUUAUUAACUGCUGUAGAAUGUAAGGGUAUUAUUGGUAAUGAUGGAAGACAUUAUUUAUUAGAUUUAUUACGUAUGACACCACCUGAUCUUAAUUAUUUACCAGUUGAUGUUGAACAUCUAUCACCAUCGAUGAAACAGCUUGAUUAUCCAAAAACUUACAAACAUCGUUUGUGUUGUUUAAGACAAGAAUUAAUCGAUGCUUUUAUUGAACAAAAAUAUGUGGAUUUUUAUCGUUCAAUUGCACUUAAUUUAUCAAAAUUACGAUCAAAUGAAUCUACACCAAAUGAUACUGCUGAAAGAACAAAUGUUGAAGAAGCUAAACGUAUAGUCAAUGAAAUUAGUGUUGAAGAUAAUAGUCGAGAAAUAAUUCAAUCAGCAUGUCGUUCGAUUGGAUCAGUAAAAGAUAAUGAAUUUGAUGUUCGUUUUAAUCCUGAUGUAUUUCAACCACAUGUAACACUCAAUCAAACGCCUGCAGAAACAGCUGCUGAUAUAAAACUACUUAAAGAAGCAUCUGAAUAUUUAGUAUUAAAACAAAUUCCAUUAAUGAUACAAGAUUUUCAAGAUCAUUCAUCCGUACCUGUUGACGGUGAAGGUCUUUCUGAAGCUAUGCAUUCAAGAGGAAUUAAUAUUCGUUAUCUUGGCCGAGUUGCUCAUCUUCUUACACAGCAACCAUCCCUUAUUUAUUUAUAUGAAAUUGUUGUUACAGAAAUUCUUUGUCGAAGUGCAAAACAUGUAUUUCGUACAUAUUCACAAUCAGUACCAAUUCAUCUUUUGUCAUUUUCAAUAAGCCAUUUUUUGAAUUGUUUUCUAACACUUAUAUCAUCACCUGUAACAGACUAUACAUUUGAUGAAUUAUCAUCAUCAACUUCGACAUCAACGACAAAUACAUCAAAUACAUCUUUAUCUAAUUCAACUAAUACAACGUCACAAAAAACAAAUAAUAAGAAGAAAAAUAAAAAACAACAACAGCGUAAACAUAGUCCAAUUAUGAGAAAUGAAUCUUUAGAAUUUUCAUCAUUAACAUCGAAAUUACUUUGGACACAAUUAACAAAUGAAGCUAAAUCAAGAUUUAGUUUUGAUUUAACUUGUGAUGAUAUUGAAUCAUUUGUUGAUAAAUAUUCUGUUCGUCGUACAUGUAUUUUACGUUCAUUUUGUUUGAAAACUGGUUUACAAUUAGCUAUGCGUGAAUAUCAAUUUGAAUCAACCAAUAAAUCAUCUCGUACAAAUACGGACUGUUUUACUGAAGAUGAUGUUGUUAAUAUGUAUCCUGUUAUUAAACAAGUUCCACCAAAACCAAGUGAUGCUUAUCAAUUUUUUACAAGUGGCCAACAAAAAAUUCAACAAGGCUUACUUCGUGAAGGUUUUGAAUUAAUAUCUGAAGCACAUAAUUUAUUAAAUAAUGUUUAUGGUCCACUACAUCCUGAAAUUAGUAUGUGUUUAAGAUUAUUAGCACGAUUAAAUUAUAUUAUGGGAGAUUAUCAAGAAGCAUUAUUUACACAACAUAAAGCUGUUAUGAUGUCUGAACGUGUAUUAGGUGUUGAUCAUCCACAAACAGCAACAGAAUAUAUUCAUAUGGCUUUAUAUUCAUUUGCAAAUGGUCUUUCAAUAAAUGCUUCGAAAUUACUUUGUCGUGCUCGAUAUAUUAUUUUAACAUGUUGUGGUGAAAAUCAUCCACAAAUUAGUCUUAUUGAUAGUAAUCUUGGAUUGAUUUUACAAUCAUAUGGUGAUUAUGAAAAUGCACUUAAAUUUAUGGAAAAAUCACUUGAAUUAAAUAAAACUUUUUAUGGAACAAAAAGUCUUAAAGUAGCUUUAUCACAUCAUCUUUGUGCACGUAUUCAAUCAUGUCGUGGAGAUUUUCGAUCAGCAUUGAACAGUGAACGUGAAGCUUAUCAAAUAUAUAGAGCACAGCUUGGUGAUGAACAUGAACGAACACGUGAAAGUGCUCAAGUACUUAAACAUUUAACUGAACAAGCUGUUGUAUUACAAAAACGAAUAAAUGAUGUUGUUAAAGGUCAAUUACUUGUUAUACCAAGUUUAACUAUUCAACAACCAAGUUUUCAAAAUGUCUUAGAAAUGCUUAAUGUUGUUAAUGGUAUUUUAUUUAUUCAAAUACGUGAAAAAGACCUUGAUCUUCUACGAGAAGAAAUGGCUAAACAAUCAACUGAUGACCGACAACAGCAACUACAACAACCAUCAACGCCUUCUGUUACAACUAUAUCCGAUGCAGCUGAACAAGCAGCAGCAUUAAUGAAUAAUGAAGUCGAUUAA